UGUGGCGGCGGAGUGAAGAGAAAGGAAUGUAACCCAUUGUUGGAUUCGGUUGGGUAGUUCCAGCGGUCCGCAACUUAAAAUUUAUGUCCUCUUAUGUUAGAACAACAGUAGACAUGGUUAUGGAAAAAUCGCUGUACCUGUAGCAUGUGUUUUGUGUGCUCGCAUCCAACUUCUUACCUUUUAUGUCACGGAGUCUCAUCUCUCGAAUCAUGGACGAUAAUCACAAGUCUGAACAUGAACACCAAGAAGGUGAGGAUUCUUCUGUGCAAGAAGAGUCGGAUGAAAUCCUUCUGCCCAAAUCCUUGUUGAAGGAACUCUCUGAUGGCAGACGAUCAUCUCUGGCUGAUCGUCGAGACUCAGAAACCUUAUCAGAAGUGGAAGAAGAAUACCUACGCAAAAUGCUCUCUGAAAGAAGAGGAUCCUUUCGUCCUCAGCCAAAAGCUACAGUUCCUUACCAAGUGCAACCAUCAGACACGCUUGAAGGGAUUGCCAUCAGGUACAACAUCACGCUUUCCGAACUCACCGUUUUGAAUAAAUUGAGCUCAAGAGUGGUUUUCCCUGGUCAGACAAUUUAUAUACCUGAGAAGAAUAGUCUUCAAACUUUGGAAGAAAUAUUGAAGCAAAGUGCUGCUGCUGUUGCAUCUUCAUCAGAACAAAAUAGCCCUAAACCUGGUCACGUAGAACGUGUGCCUGGAACAGAUGGUGAAAAAUCAACAGCGGAAUUAUUGGAAGGAAAAAAGGAUGAUUUAAAUUUGGAACAAACAGAUAAAAGUGUUUCGGAAGGAACAAAAGAAUCUUUGAGAGUGAAUUCCAAAUAUGUGACAGAUGGUGAAGGUGUAGUGAAUGGUGUUCUAAUUGUUACUUCCAACCACAUUAUUUUUGAUCCGAACGUGUCAGAUCCUUUGGUGAUUGAAUAUGGAAUGGACAAAUAUGGUGUGGAUGCACCCAUGGCCUACAUUGUCCGAGCUGCUCUCUAUACGGACAUCUUUCGAAUGCGAACCAAAGAUCCCUCUCUCUCAAGUAGUAAUGAGACCAAAGUAAAUGUUUACCACUCCAAAAAUCUAAGCAUGAAGAAAAGCAAGUCUCAUAAUGAGAAAUUGGGAAAACCGGAGAAGUCAAAACAUGGCCGUCGCUUUAGCUCGUUUGAAAUAGGAUCAAAGCGAAGUGAUAUCCCCAUUAGCAACUCCUUUCAAGAGAACCUUGCAAAGAUAUGUGAAUCAACUGAUCCAGACGAAGAAGAAGAAAAAGAAACUUCACAGCCCUCUGAGGAUGCCAAUGGUAACGUCACUUUACCGGAAAUGGAAGGGCCCAAAACAAAUACUGGUAAAAAAACAUUGUCGUCUUCCUCCUCUUUCGAUUCCGAAGACGGUGGACUUCCAUCCAGAAAAGGUUCCAUAACUGAUGACGACGCCUACAUCAUUUCGCCUGAAUCUAGUUCUCCUAAAAAGAAAUCGAAUUUCGAGAAAACGAAACAUAAGUUGGGCAAAGGUCUUAGGAAAUUAUCCAUCACAGAUAGUUUAUUUUCACAGCCACCAGGUGGUGGUGGAAGGAGACUUUCUUUGCCUGCUUUUGCCUCAUUGCCAGACUUUAAACACAAAAACAAUAAAUCUUCGAAGACUUCAGAUGAAGAGAAGUCAGACUCUAAGUCAGGGAAUGCAGUUUAUGUAAAUAUGGUUGAUGAAAAACCUGAACUUUUUGCACCUUUAGACAAACUGAUCCCACGACCAGCCAAGUCAUUUUGUGAUACGCCUCUCUACUUAUGCUUGAGAAUGGGUAUGCCAAUAGAGAAACCACCCAUCUCACCCAACUCCAUUAUACACUAUGGUCAUAAAAUGAAGCAUGAAUACUGGUUCAGCAUCCCUAAAGACAGUGUGGAUGAUUUGUAUUUCUUCUUUUUGCGUUGGUGUCCAGAGAAAUAUGGUGAUAUAGAUAAAAUUGACAUGACAGAGCUUGGGUUUACUCCUAUAGAAAUAGAUGACGAAGACAUAUUGGAAGAAAAAGUAGCGCAUAACUACCGUAGGUCCAGCUGGGCCUUUCCUUGGCGCAGAAAGUCGAAGGAUGUUUCGGAAGUCUCUAAUAUAUCUAGUCCCGAGGGCCACGAUUGGGAGUUUUUGGAUUACAUGGGAUCACGAAUGGAAAAAGACCAUCCUCCAGAGUUGUUGACUCCUUCAAAAAUAUUGAACGAUGACCAACUUCUAGAAAUAAGCAAACACUUACCAGCCAGAGCCAUGAACCCAUGGGAGUUAAUAUACGGGACUACUGAUCAUGGUUUCAGCCUUAAAACUAUGUACAGAGCUAUGUCUAAAUAUGACAGUCCUGUCCUCAUUGUAGUGGUCAACCGUAGUGACGUUAUGUUUGGAGCAUAUCUCUCUCACACACUGCGGUUGAGUGAUCACUUCUAUGGAACAGGGGAAUCCUUUCUUUUCACAUUCUCUCCAGAAUUCAAGGUUUACAAUUGGUCUGGAGAAAACGACUAUUUCAUAAAAGGCAACACUGACAGUUUUAUAGUUGGAUCUUCAGAGGGUCAUUUUGGACUGUGGCUAGAUGAUGACUUGUUUCGUGGUCGGACCAAUUCCUGCCAGACUUUUGCUAAUGAGCCACUCUGCCCGGACGAGGAUUUUGAAGUGAAAUCUCUGGAGGCUUGGGCAUUUGUCUGACAUGAUGAGUUUGUACAGAAGCCAUGACUAUACAUAUAUAUUAUAUGUUGAUGUUAAAUCCGGUGUAUUUUUAUGUUGAAUUUUAAUUUAUUUUCCUUGUUGAACUUUUCUGUUAUAUCAGAAAAAGAAACUAAGUCUCUUUUUUGAGUG
Messenger RNA from Parasteatoda tepidariorum (common house spider), 2807 nucleotides. RefSeq names its product nuclear receptor coactivator 7. The record is from RefSeq and is a predicted model, not a curated record. Gene Ontology annotation, biological process: response to oxidative stress. Gene Ontology annotation, cellular component: nucleus. Lineage: Eukaryota; Metazoa; Arthropoda; Arachnida; Araneae; Theridiidae.